AGGUUUUAGGUGGUUAGGAAGUUUUAGGUUGUUAGGUUAUUUUUGGGAAAACUGUAUUUGUGUUAGUCCUUACAUACUCUUUAGUUUUAACCUGUACAAUAUGGGGAAAAGGUACUAUUGUGACUACUGUGAAAGAUCUUUCAUAGAUGAUGUGGAAUCCAGAAAAAAACAUAUAAAAUCCGUCAACCAUGAGAUAUUGAGGAAACUUCACUAUAAUGCAUUCAGAGAUUUAAAAACACUGGUGAGGGAAGAAAGAGCCAAGAUUCCUUGUAAACGGUUUAAAAACUACCAGGAAUGUUCUUUCGGUGAUAAUUGCAACUACUCGCAUUAUUCCGAGGCUGAGUUGCGAAACUUUGAGUCAAUAAUACACCAAGAGGAAUUGGAAAAGGCGAAAGUUCCAAAACUUCUAACUUUACAAGACUGGUUGGAAAAAAGGAGUUCAAGUGAAAGUCUGUCUUCCUCCACAGCCAAAAUUUUACAAACCGAGCCUAGCCGAAUUUACAACUAUCGUUUACCACCAUCUUUAAUACCUGCGACAAAGGAGCAAAUCAUGUCUUGUAAAUUAGAACAGUGGGGUUGAAACUUGAAAUUUUAUCAUUACAUUGUAUUUAUUAAUCAUUAUUGACUGUGUGACAUUAAGGAGACUCUCAACACGACACACAACCAUGACACAUAUGCACAGAAAACACACACUUUGAGACCAGAAGACGAUCUCAAUAAAGAUCAAAAUGUUGGCAAGAUAAAGAAAGUGUUUUUCUAAACCUACAUCACACCAGACC
This is a messenger RNA of Cimex lectularius (bed bug), 779 nucleotides long. RefSeq names its product zinc finger matrin-type protein 5-like. Lineage: Eukaryota; Metazoa; Arthropoda; Insecta; Hemiptera; Cimicidae. The coding region runs from base 101 to 580 and encodes 159 amino acids. The transcript is spliced from 3 exons. Gene Ontology annotation, cellular component: U12-type spliceosomal complex. The record is from RefSeq and is a predicted model, not a curated record. Gene Ontology annotation, molecular function: zinc ion binding.